Molecule: messenger RNA, 1824 nt
Organism: Camellia sinensis
Lineage: Eukaryota; Viridiplantae; Streptophyta; Magnoliopsida; Ericales; Theaceae
Product: geraniol 8-hydroxylase
Molecular function (GO): heme binding; iron ion binding; monooxygenase activity
Source: RefSeq, a predicted model, not a curated record
ACAAGGAUAGAUGAGCAAAAAAAAAAAAUCCCAAUCACCUAGGAAAACAUUGGAGACAAUGGAUUUCUUGAGCUUGGUUUUGUAUCUAUUGUUAACCUUCACACUCCUCAGGGCCCUCCUUGCACUUGUAAGACCAACCAAACCCCAAAACCUCCCACCCGGACCAACCCCACUCCCCAUCAUAGGCAACCUUCUCAAACUAGGGUCCAAACCCCACAAAUCCCUAGCUGAGCUAGCCAAGACCCAUGGACCCAUCAUGACCCUAAAACUUGGCCACAUUACCACUGUGGUCAUUUCUUCAUCAACCAUAGCCAGAGAAGUCCUCCAAAAGCAAGACCUCGCAUUCUCCACCCGAUCCGUCCCCAACUCACUUUAUGCCUACGACCAUUACCAAUAUUCUGUGGUUUGGUUACCCAUCUCCGAACGAUGGCGAAGCCUUCGAAAAGUCAUGAAUUUGAAUAUUUUUGCGAGUAACAAACUUGAUAUUUACCAACAUUUGAGGUGCCAAAAAAUACAGGAACUCUUAACCAGCGUAUAUAAAAGUGGUCAGGAAGGCGUGGCAGUGGAUAUUGGACAAGCAGCUUUUAAGACUUCGUUAAAUUUGUUAUCGAAUACAAUUUUUUCAAUGGAUUUGGCCGAUCCGAAUGAGGAUUGGGGUGAAGAGUUCAGGGAUUUGGUGUUGAAUAUUAUGGAGAUGAUAGGGAAGCCCAAUUUGGUGGAUUAUUUUCCGGAGUUGGCUAAGAUUGAUCCACAGGGAAUACGGCGUAGUAUGAAGGGUAGUUUUGAGAAAGUGCUUCGACUCUUUGGUCGAUUGAUUGAUGAACGUUUGGAGAAGAGGAGAUUGGGCAAGACUCUGGGAAACGAUGAUUUGCUUGAUGUGCUUCUUAAUAUCAGUGAAGAGAAUGGUGAUGAGUUUGACAGAACUCAAAUCGAACGGUUGUGCUUGGAUCUAUUUGAUGCUGGGACAGAUACAACUUCAAGUACAGUAGAGUGGGCAAUGACCGAGCUACUAUGCAAUCCAGAAGUUCUAAAGAAGGCCAAAGUCGAACUUGAAAAUGUUAUCGGCAAAGGAAAAUCAAUAGAAGAAUCAGAUGUUGGACGCUUGCCUUACUUGCAAGCAAUUGUGAAAGAAACCUUGAGGAUACACCCACCGGCUCCAUUCUUAAUUCCUCGUGAAGUGAACACAGAUGUUGAAGUCUCUGGCUACAAAAUUCCCAAGGGGACAAAAGUUUUGGUAAAUGCUUGGGCUAUUAGUCGUGACCCGAACACAUGGCCAAAUGCUACCUCAUUUAUGCCCGAGAGGUUCUUGGACUCGGAAAUUGAUUUUCGUGGCCGGGACUUUGAGUUCAUUCCCUUUGGUGCAGGGCGAAGAAUUUGUCCAGGCUUGCCACUGGCGAUAAGGAUGAUUCCCUUGAUGUUGGGUUCGUUGAUAAACUCGUUUGAUUGGAAGCUUGAAAAUGGAAUUGCAGCAGAGGACUUAGACAUGGAGGACAGAUUUGGUAUCACAUUACAAAAGGAUCAACCUCUUCGUGCUAUCCCAAUCAUUGUGUGAUGAUAAUACUAUGUCUUUUUUUUGUGUUCAAAUAAAGUCAGAAAAAUUAUGUGACAAUUUUUCUGCCCCUCAAAAUAUAUUGUUAUGUUUUUCUUCGCUGAAAAAUGAUAUUUUUCAACCGAGGAAUAUGACGAUGUUACGUAUUAAGAAAAAAAAUUAAGGAACAAGAAAAAUGUAGUCUAAAAAGUGAUCAGAAAAUGAAGUAUAUGCAUUAUAUAUUUAAACUAAAUGUCAUGUGGGUUAUACUAAAAGUAAAUACGGUCUAUAUUUCA